AUGCCACGGCUGCUCAUCUUUGCUAACGGCAUGCACUCAAGAGGCGAUGGCUUUGUCAAAUACCCGUUCUCCGGGAUGUGGCAGUGCACGCUCCCUUCAGGCACUCCCGUGAAGGAGAGAUGUGAACAAAAGGCCCCGUCGUCGGCUCCUGCCGCAGACGAGGCGUCGUCUGCGCUGCAACUAACGACACCGAACGGGUCACAACUUGGCGCCUGUGAAGUGGUGCGGGCGGAGUCACAAACACCGACGCAACAACAGAUGGUGAAGAGGGAGGAGGCUGUUUCCCUUCACCUCCGCCCUUUGUUUUUGCCGCUGCACUUUCAGCUGAUCUCUGUCAGCAGCAAGUAUCUGUGCAGCAUCCUCUUCGCAGCCCGUCCGCAUCCAUUGAGUGAAGUUCAUGUCGUCCGUCUUCGGAAAAUAACGUCGGGCAGAAAACUAUGUGAAGUCAUGGGUAUUGCCUUUGCCUCCACUUCUGGGGCAACUUGGGCUGAUGUGCUUUCAUUUGUGCGGCGCUCGCCCGUCAGCUGCCUUUCUGCUGAGAUGUCCCAGACGGUGGUGUGGCGGCUAAAUUGUUUGGCCCCAGCAGGGAGCGGCGUCAACGUCGGCGCCGGAUUUUUUGGGCGUGUCACGGGGCUUUUUUCACUCCACAGUCCCGUGAAGGAAGCCUUUGGCGAAGGAGAAGAAGAGACGCUGCAUGUCGUGUUGGCAACGUCGAAAGAAGGGGCAGUAUGCACUCCGCCGGACCGUGUUGUCUCCGGUUGCAAGGAACCACCGCCACUGCCGCCAAAGCAAACUCACAGGGAGAAACUUCCUUAUGAACUGCCGCAGCGUAAUUUGUCAGCGGCAUUCAUAGAGGCUCAAGAAGAAGAGGAGAAAGUGACCACGGCGGGAAGUAAAGAAGAUACCGCCAAUUUUUCCGCAGGAUCUGAAUGCGCGCUGGAGAAGAAGGAACCGCAGCCAACAUAUGCGGAGGUCCUUACUUGGGGGAUUCGAAGACAAAAUUCCGGCGUGAAUUCCACGGAAGCAUUGGUACGCGAGUGGCGGCGGCGCCUAAUUGCCCUACGGAAAGAAAUUUUUUCCAGCUUAUGCAAUGAUACGGCGAUAAUCGCUGCGAGAAACCAAAUAUUGCAACUGCAAAAAGAAAAAAAGCAGGAAUGCCAUUUGUAUUGUGCAAGGUCCAUAGCCAUUCUUUUGAAGGCUGGGCUGCAGGAGGUGCUGUGUGAUGUCCUCUUUGACGUGGCCACUUUUUUAAUGUUGGGAGGACAGAAGCAGCGCAGUGUCCAUCGACUUCUGCAGGAAUGUAUCACCACGGCGCAGGCGACCGGUGAAGAAUUGGAGAAGCGGAGAGUCGAUGUGGCCGCUGCAUUGCGGCUCCCAUACGGCAUUCUAAGGCUGCGUCUUUUGCGUCAUCACUGCUGCGCUGCCCAUUUAAUGGGAGAGCCGGUACAGCGUGUAAUGCUGGAGGAGGCGUUGCGGGUGAAUAAAGGGGUGAUGGCAUUGCUUUUGGGCAAUUGGGCCGGUGCCAUUUGCCCCGAAGUGAGGAGUACCGUCGGUGGCCACGGAGAUGGCGACGCUUCUGUGGAACAGCUCGUCUCUGGUGCCCUGACGGCAGCCCUGUCGCUCCUGGAGAUGUCUUUCCUCGCAAAAGGUGCUACGCUCUGCGACGAAAUGACGAGUGCCGCGGGUUCGCUGCUGCUGUGGUUGCGCGACACUUCUGGUGGUCGUUUUGAAAUCCCCGUCGCCCUCGCCGCCCGAUUGGAGGAGAGGGUCGCAGAAUUCCCCAAUGGGGAGUUGGAUGGCAUGCUGCGGUGGUGCAAUUUACCUCCCGCGGUGCAAGUGAAAAAAUUGUGUCGGCACGUGGAGUUCUGUUGCGGCGUUGUGCGGGCCGUGUCGUCCGGUGUCCUCUUUGAUUAUCAGUUUGCCCGGACAAGGGCACUUCUCAGAGGACGUGAGGCCGCAUUGCCAAAUGCGGCCAGUGACGUCUCCUGA
Molecule: messenger RNA, 1989 nt
Organism: Trypanosoma cruzi
Lineage: Eukaryota; Euglenozoa; Kinetoplastea; Trypanosomatida; Trypanosomatidae
Exons: 1
Coding region: 1-1989 (662 amino acids)
Source: RefSeq, a predicted model, not a curated record